This is a messenger RNA of Neltuma alba, 1131 nucleotides long. Its product is annotated as kinetochore protein NUF2 homolog. Bases 104 to 1024 code for a protein of 306 amino acids. Gene Ontology annotation, cellular component: kinetochore; Ndc80 complex. NCBI's taxonomy places the organism in Eukaryota, Viridiplantae, Streptophyta, Magnoliopsida, Fabales, Fabaceae. The transcript has 7 exons. The record is from RefSeq and is a predicted model, not a curated record.
ACAUGUAGAGUUGAAUUUCCUUUCCCUUUUUGCUCUGAAUCAACCCUAUUGUUUCUUUCUCCUCCAUAAUCCAUACGUUGUCACCGAACGAAAACCCAGAGCGAUGUCCAAGUUCGAGUACCCCAGGCUUUCGCGCCCCGAGAUCACUGCUAUUUUGGCGCAAUUUCAGAUUGCAAAUGUGUCCGAACAUCAACUCAUGACCCCGAACAUGGACUUUGUUUGGGACCUCUACUUCCGGAUCCUCAAUCACCUCGACUCUCUUCCCGAGGAAGACCAUGUUGAGUUUGCUGCUCUAGAGCAUCUUGAGAACCCAGACUUCCAUGUUGACUCUGUUCGGGUAAUGAAGAUGUACAGCAGAAUAAAGGAAGUAGUGGCCUCGUUGGAUUGCCCGAGGAACUUUACCCUCAAAGAUCUUUUAACACCCGAGGCUGAUAGAACAGAGUUUUUCCUGGGCGCACUUCUAAAUUUCUGUCUGCAUAGAGAAACGAGAUUGAAUUCGAUUACAGACAUAGUGGAUGAAGUCAACCUUCUUGAGGAACAGCAGAGAGAUCAGGAAACAAAGAUCUUGCAGUUGAAGUCAGAAAUUGAUGGCUACAAUGAAGCCAGGGAAAGGGAGGCAACUCUUGUUCAAGAGGUGGAUGCAAAAGUUAAAGAACUGCGUCAAACCAUUGCUGCCCUUAACACCAACCAGAUGUCACUUAGAGCUACUUUUCGGAAGUUGAAGGAGAAGACAGGGGAAAUGGAUGGGAAGAUCUCUUCUGCUGAGUUUACCCUUGUACAAAGUGUUCAAGAAAAUGCAAACCUACGAUCAAAAGUUGUUCAGUCCCCUGAUAAAUUGCAGAGAGCAUUGGAGGAACAAAAACUAGCUCGAGAAGAAGCUAAGAAUGCGGAAAGAUCAGCCAUGCAAACUUUCCAUGAGAAGAAUGCCCUUGUUGACCUUUAUUCAAAGGUUGAGAAGAAAAUGUCAAAGCACUUUGCUCAGAUGCAAGCCAUACAAGAUCAGGUGUUGCCUCUAACAUUUUGAUUUGUUUAGUUGCUGUGAAUUCUGCAUGAAUAUGGGAGACUGAAACCUUUUAUUUUUGUUAGUUUUGAUUUGAAUUAAGUUCAUACAAGAGCGGCUCUACUCAAGAU